Amoebophrya sp. A25 is the source of this 1119-nucleotide messenger RNA. Lineage: Eukaryota; Dinophyceae; Syndiniales; Amoebophryaceae. The record is from the annotation of a GenBank genome assembly.
GACCGAGACUACAACAACAGAUUAAGGCUGAUGCUCUAAUUUGUCUCUACACCCACAGAGACAGAUUGAUUGUUUUCUCAACAAGAUGAAUAGCGUUGGUUUCUUCCGGCUAGGACACUGAGAAAGUUAAAGUACAUCAUGAUAAGUGACAGUGAGCACAGUUAGUUUUCCCUUACGGAAAAAGGUUUAUUUUUAAGUUAUUCCAUUCAGUCCAACACUCAUCUUAGGGACCUUACCACAAAAAUGUCGACCAAGCAGCAAACCGCCUCUCUGUCCUGUGAUCAGGAUUUUUCUCAUCUCAAGUGGAAUAUGUUUUUUUGACUAUCUAAGGUUCGCCAGCUUUGGCAUUUUUGUAUAUGCUAUUGCUAGCCUCUCUUCUAAUCUGAAACAGAGACCACCACCUCCACCACCUCAUCGGAAACAGAAACCGAGACCACGACAGAGACAGAUACCACGACUGAAACUGCGACGGGGACGAUCACUACGGGAACGACGUCCACCACGGUGAGCCACACGCCUUACCCGGUUCUGAUGUCUGCGGACUACUCUACGACUUUCGUUGACGGAAGAAGUUAUCAGAUAAAGUGUCCUAAAGACGCGGACAUCUUGUGGGGAAAGAUGGUAUCCGAAUCCGUUGCUGGAGACGCUCACUCGAAGAACGAACGUGUUAUCACUUUGUCAUGCCAAGAGACAGCAAGCGACAGCUCUAGUGAAUUCCCGUUUGACUAUGUGACAGCACGACGCACCGACAUCAGUGGUGAGGACUUCUUCACCUUGGAGUAUACGUAUUUGGAAGACACUGGGGUGCUGACGACGUUCGCAGCAGGUCGUUAUUGGCAAGCGGCGAACCCAGCGUCCGAUGAGGGAGACACAGUGGCCUACAGUGACCCGAAAAUUAUGAUGUGCAAAUUGAAUUUGUAGAAUUGAGCUUAGCUUUAUCCGAAAAUAAUGACGAGGCAUGCUGAUGAAGACGUUUUUUCCUGACUUUAUGAGAGCAUUGCUUUUUCUCUAACAAACAGUUCGUGUUUAUGCGUGGUGACCUGCCGGAUGGUCCUUUGGAAUCGAAACUUCGGAAAGCCUAUAUCCCUCAACCCACCGCGCAAAGCUCGGACGUUGACG